AUGGCUCCUUGGACUCCCCCGGCCAACGGCUCACCCUGCUGGAUCGAGAUCCCCGUCACAAACGCCGAACGAGCGAAAAACUUCUACUCCAGCGUCUUCUCCUGGACCUUCAUGGCCGUGCCAGAGAAGACAGAAGCCCAGCUUGCCGCUGAAGAGGGCUCUCCCUGCAAUGAGACAGUCGCGAUAUUCCGAUACCCGGACCAGAGCCUCGGGAAUCUUGGCGGGGGUCUGAGUCUUGUCUCAGAGGAGGUGAUGCAGCGAUACAAGCAAGCCGACGGUAGCUCGAAUUUUAGUAAGAAGGGCGGAAAGCCUGGUAUUACUAUGUACUACAUGGUGGCGGAUUUGGAUAAGUCCAUGGAGGCCAUAGUGGCGAACGGCGGGAAGAAGCUGAGCGGCGAGUAUCCAGAGGGAGACCAUGGAAAGAUCAUGUACGCAGAAGACUCUGAGGGGAACGUCCUGGGAAUCUACAAGUUUGUCGGGGCCGGAUGCUAA
Messenger RNA from Coccidioides immitis RS, 492 nucleotides. RefSeq lists its product as uncharacterized. NCBI's taxonomy places the organism in Eukaryota, Fungi, Ascomycota, Eurotiomycetes, Onygenales, Onygenaceae. The transcript is spliced from 3 exons. The record is from RefSeq and is a predicted model, not a curated record. Bases 1 to 492 code for a protein of 163 amino acids.